AAAAAAGAAAAGAAAAAAACAACAGGCAGAACGACAACUGAGCUGAGCGCAUGAGACAGUCAGCAAAAACACACCCAAGCAAACUUUAUUUAAACCGACCCAGGUAACAGCGGUGCAGGAGGAGAGGAGGCUCGGGACAUUCAGUUCUUUCCCAGAGAGGGAGGAAACCCCUCAGGAUCACUUCCCAAACACACACUGGGAAUAUUUCUCUAAACUUCUGAGAAAUUUUAUUUAAACCAGCAUGGCUGCUGCGCUGUUCAGAGCUGCAACAGGACUGAGUGUCAGACGGAUCCACGGGGAGCUGUGUAGAGUGAGGUGGGCGCCACAGGCUGCUCGGUUCAGCUCCAAACCAUCAGACAGAGACCCGCCACGCAGAACACACAUCAAGAAAGCCAAGGCCCAGCCUGCAGAAGAAGUUGAUAAAGUUCUGGACAAACUCUUCUCUGAAAGGAGGCCGGGGACAGCGCCCCCUGCUGUUGGUGAAGAGCUUUCCAAAGAUGCCGCCAUGAUAAAUACCAGGUCAGCCCAGGAUCCACACAAAGCAGCUAACAGAGACUCUUUGGAGAAAGAAGAGGAGAAAGCCAGCAAAGCAGAAGCCUUGAUACUUGAGUCAACUUUAGCAGAAGUGAAGGCUGAUGUGGGGAGUCUUGAAACUGAAGCUCUGCAAGAAACUUGUGACUCGCUCAAGAAGGGAGAGGAGCUACCAAAAGAGUUGGAAGUGAAGAUGCCAAUAGAAGAUGUUUCUCUUUCUGAAGGUGCAACAGAGGUGGACAAUUUAACACUAGAUUCCAUCCCUGAAGCUACGGAUGCACUGGAAGCUCAAACAUCAGCAGUCCCUGAAGCUGUGAUUGGAUCUGAGCAAGGACCAAUACAGUCGUCUGACACUGACCAGGAACUGAGACUAAACGAUGGGGUGAUCAAUCAGAACAAAGAAAAAGGGGCAGCAGAGCCCGAAGGAAAUGUUUUGGAGACCAUGUCUCUUGAGUCUGUGAUCUUGGCUGAAGUUGAGGCGUCGUUGGGAACUCUGGAAAACAAAUCUCUGAGUGAAACCUCAACUUAUCUGGAGAAAGAAGCUGCAGUUCUUGCUGUAGAGAAGAAGAUGGAGGUAGAGGAGGAAACCACUACAAAAGAGAUGACUGAGGCUACAAACGUUGACCCUGUGUCUCUGCCUGGAGUUGAUUCUCUGCCUGAAGAUCUGCAGACUGAUGUGCUGAUGGAGAAGCUGCUCUUUACUGUUCCUGCUAAUGUAGAGGGUGCACGAGAGAGCCAGAUUAUUGAGGAGGCUGUAACAGCAGACAGUCAGGAUGUUGUAACAGCUUCUGUUGAUAACGUGGCUGCAGAGUCAGAUGAUCAUCCAGCUCCUCCUCUUCCUCUGAAAGAGGAGCUGCUGGUACAAGAAGAGGAAGGAGCCACAGGAGAUAAAGAAGAUACAGGGACACACACAGAUUUGGAUCCUGUGCAGAGACUCUUCCUGGAGAAGAUCAGAGAAUACACUAAUCUGCACAGGUUGAAUGCAGGAUUCCUGGAGGCGGAGCCAGAUUACCAAAAGAACCUGUCAGAGGAGACGGCUAAGCUCCAGAGAGUCUAUGGAGGAGGAGACCUCAGCAGCUUCCCUCAGUUCACCUUCACAGAUCCCAAAUUGGACCAGGAGUCCAAAUGAUCCAUGAAUGGAGCCUCCAACUCUCUACACUCUUCCUCAACCUCUCCCCCUCCAUUAACUCCUCAAUUCAUCUUUAUUCCAUGAAAGAAAAAAGAGGAAGCAUGUGCAUUGAAAUCUAACUGUGGUUCUCUGGCUAAAAUGUGGGAAACAUGUGUUACUUGUGGCUGUUUGUUUUCUGUGUGAUGUCCAAUACUGAAAUUUAUUAGAUUAAAACACGAAAAAGGCAUUUUUUGGAUGUUCAGCAGCAUUGGAGUAUGUGUGUGUGUGUGUGUGUGUGUGUGUGAGUGAGAGAGAGAGAGAGAGAGAGAGAGAGAGAAAGAGAGAGAUGCAAUUAAAGUAUCACACACAAUGCCUCAUUGAACAGCAGAUGGAGCUGUCAGCCACAUCGCUCUCAUUUGGCCCAAUUUAUCUUCCAUAUACCUCUCUGUUUCUGCACCUUACACCCUUACAUUUCUCUGUCUUCUCUGCAUAUGUGAGCUAUCUUUUUCUGUGUUGCCUCUCUCAGUUUUGGCAUGUGGUGACAGAAGCAGCACUUGUCACUUCAAACCCCCAGCCCCCACCCACCGUCCCUCAGUCACGACUCUGUCUCACUAGAGAUGGUGUGAGUCAUAAAACACCAAAAAAGGAACACAGCACCAAACUACAUUCUA
Molecule: messenger RNA, 2310 nt
Organism: Oreochromis niloticus (Nile tilapia)
Lineage: Eukaryota; Metazoa; Chordata; Actinopteri; Cichliformes; Cichlidae
Exons: 8
Coding region: 242-1660 (472 amino acids)
Biological process (GO): proton motive force-driven ATP synthesis
Cellular component (GO): proton-transporting ATP synthase complex
Molecular function (GO): proton transmembrane transporter activity
Source: RefSeq, a predicted model, not a curated record